Eriocheir sinensis (Chinese mitten crab) is the source of this 3497-nucleotide messenger RNA. RefSeq names its product G patch domain-containing protein 3-like. The record is from RefSeq and is a predicted model, not a curated record. Gene Ontology annotation, molecular function: nucleic acid binding. The transcript has 10 exons. NCBI's taxonomy places the organism in Eukaryota, Metazoa, Arthropoda, Malacostraca, Decapoda, Varunidae. Gene Ontology annotation, biological process: negative regulation of type I interferon production; positive regulation of DNA-templated transcription; negative regulation of RIG-I signaling pathway. Bases 116 to 2971 code for a protein of 951 amino acids.
AAAAGAAGAGGAGAAGGUUGCGGGAAAUUCUCUCCAACCGACGGCACACUAUUCAGGGAAGCGUUUUUGUUUACGUUAUCAGUAUAGAAAAAAAAAAGUGUUAAAUGGUUUAGCAAUGCACCUCAUCGUCACCAACAUCCCAAGGAGGUUCCGCUCGACCGAUUUGAGGGAUUUCUUCUCGGAAUUCACGGAGAAGGAGGCGUUUAAUUGCUUCCACUUCCGCCACAGACCCCAAACUCAACUGGUCUACAUACUUAAUCGGUCAUCCCAGGCUCAACAUGACUCUGGGAGGGACGAUAAAACUAAUGCGAGCCUCAGCAAUAAUGAAGACACCUCGGAAAGUAGUCAAAUAAGAGACAGCAAUGAUUCCAAACCUGGUGAACCUGACCCUAAUGAACCCACGACUGUCAGAGAUUUUAGACCUGGUGAACCUGAUGUCCCUAAGACUGUCGGAGAUUCCAUACCUGGUGAAGCUGACCCUAAGACUGUCGGAGAUUCCAUAACUGAUGACCCUAAGACUGUCGGAGAUUCCAUAACUGAUGACCUUAAGACUGUCGGAGAUUCCAUAACUGAUAACCCUAAGACUGUCAGAGAUUCCAUAACUGAUGACCCUAAGACUGUCGGAGAUUCCAUAACUGAUGACCCUAAGACUGUCGGAGAUUCCAUACCUGAUGACCCUAAGACUGUCAAAGAGGGUAGUGGAAUUAAUAGUGGACCAAAAUCAGAAGGUGCAAGUGAUGAUUCCGGCUCUCACUGGGUAAACUCAGGCCUGGCUGGUCUGACGUCCCUCAUUAGUGAAAAGAAACAACGAAUCAGACGCUACACUAAAUGGCCACAACACAACACUUACAAGACUUUGAUAGAAAAAGUAGAAAAUCAAGACUCAACUAAAGGAGAAAGGGGAAAAUCGGGGUGUGUUGAAGAGUAUGCUGUGUCCCCCCUAACUCAAACUUUGAGGGGGACAUGUCCCCCUAGUCCACCCCAUGAGUUACGCCCCUGGGCAGACAAAGAAAAGAAAAAGAAAGAUGGCAAACAAAGUGAAGAAGUAGCUCUCUGUCGCCUGAUGGAAAAGGAGGCACCAAAAAGGGCUUGCUGUGUGCUGGACAUAAAGGAUGAACACCAGGAAGCCUUUUAUAAGAAGUACAACCACAAGCACUGGGUGACACAGCACGGAGAAAUCCUGCCCGAGCGCUGCUACCUGCUGAGGGUGGACUUCUCGGGCAUGAGCCGGCGUGACGCCACAAAUGAUGACUACAAGACCCGGCAGGAGCUGAGCGCCCUCAGUCUGGAGCCAGGCCACCCUCUGGACCUUUUUGAGUUCCAGCCUCCCCCAAUGAUGCCCCAAGGGAAUGUGGGCACCACAACUCGCCACUUUCAGGAGUUGAUACGCAGCUGCCAGCUGCCAGGGAGCCUGAUAAAAAAGCUUCGCCUGGGGAAUCCAAAAGGCAGACGCAAGAGGAGGUUUGGCAAGGUUCCCCUUAACUAUGGAACCUCUGUGUCAGCCAGUGAAGAGGACACACAGACCCAAGGGGGAGAGAACAUCGCCUUCACUGCUUCGGGCCACCUCAUCCCCAGCUCAGCAGACUUUGAGGAGGAGAGGAAGAAAUGGAGGAGGAAGAGGAACGGGAAAGGGAUGCCAGCUGAAGGCCCGAGGAUGGAGUUAGAGAAGGAGGCAGAGGACGGGGCUGAGGUAGAGGAGUGGGAGCGUUAUGAGCCCUUCCAUGAGGACGUCACUUCACAAGACCGCAUCAAGGAACGCCGCUUUGAGAAGGAGCUUGAGGUGACGUGGGACAAGGGAAGCUCGGGUCUCGUCUUCUACACUGACGAACAGUACUGGCGGGCACUGGAAGGCGACUUUGAUGAACAGACGACAGAUGAGUGGGACGUGGACAUGUCUGUGUACUAUGAAGAAGGAGGAGGGGACAAAGAUGCUAGAGACGGAUUGGACAUGAUGACCAGUAACCAGUUGAGAGCUGGCAGCCUCCAGCAGUCUGUCUUCAAGAGUAAGAAAGAAAAGGGCGAGGAUUCAGCACAGGCAGCAAAGAAAAGCAAAAAAAAGAAUAAAAGGGCAAGGGACGAGGUGGACACGACGACCAGUAACCAGCAGUCUGUCGUCAAGAAGAAGGAAGAGGAAGGUAAUGGAUCAGCACAGGCAGCAAAGAGAACCAAAGGAGAGAGGAAAAUAGGCCCCACACCACCACCCGCCAUUGGCAGCUUUGAGGCUCACACAAAGGGCUUUGGCCGUCGGCUCAUGGAAGCAAUGGGAUGGAAGGAGGGUACUGGGCUGGGCGCAGGGUCGGCUGGGAUUCCAUAUGCCCUAGAGAAUGAUGGACAACACCCCCGUGAUCGCAAGGGCUUUGGAUAUCACGGAGAGAAGCUACAGGCAUGGAACUCCUCUGCCUCAGCCUCCACACGCAAGCCUCAGCCUCGCCAACACAGCAUCUCCACUGUAUUUGACAGGCCCGAGGAGGCUGACCCCGCUCCCCACCAUCUCAGGGCAGCCGAACCCACCAAGCUUACUCACCGACCCUCGCUCAUGGGCCCAGCACCCCACCAACUCAGGACAGCCGAACCCACCAAGCUUAUCCACCAGCCCCCACUCAUUGACCAAGCACCCCACCAUCUUCUCAGGACAGCCGAACCCACCAAGCUUACUCACCAGCCUCCCCUAAUUGACCUCGCGCCCCACCAUCUUCUCAGGACAGCCAAACCCACCAAGCUUACUCAUCAGCCUCCCCUAAUUGACCUCGAGCCCCACCAUCACAGGACAGCCGAACCCACCAAGCUUACUCACCGGCCCCCUCUAAUUGACCUCGAGCCCCACCAUCUCAGGACAGCCGAACCCACCAAGCUCACUCACCACCCCCCCCUGAUUGACCUCGAGCCCCACAAUCACGAGGCAGCCGAACCCACCAAGCUUAAUGACCGGCCCCACCUCAGUGACCCACAGUCCUCACACUCAGCCCACUGAUUUCCUGUGAUCACUACAUUUUGGAAAAUUAUUUAUUCAUAUAUUUAGAGGUUUUGUAAUCCCAUAAGAAAGAAAAUAAAAGAAUAACAAGAGAGCUUAUAAUAAAGUCCUCAUUUCUGAUCAUACAGCUUGAGGUUUCUUAUUCCCACAAGAAAGAAAAGGAUAACAAAAGAGCUCACCACAAAGGCCUCAUUGCCAAAUGUUGAUAGUGAGUCAUUACUUCAUUUGGGUUUGGUGGGUUUAUUGGAUUUAACUUUUUAUGAGUUAGAAAUAUGCAUAAUUCAGAUAUUAUUUUCAUAAUUUCAAACUCAACAGCCAUGGAGGUCGGCAAGCAUUGUUUCCUUUUUUUUUCCCUUAAACUACCUCCUUUUUCUUAAACAAAAACCAGGAACUACAAAGGUCUCACCAUCAAUACUACCAUAACAAAAGCCUUGUUUCUGGCAUCGGCAAGGUAGUAUUGGAACGUAUUAUACACUUACUUUUAUAUAAAUGGAAGAUGAAAUAAAGCCUUUGGCCCUUUACUUUG